CCACCUUUCAUUCUUAUCUGGCCUUCCUUUGGGGUUCAUGGCAAAUUCCCAUCGUCAAACUACCAACAGGGGGACAGAAGAUGAUGGGUAUGACAAAAUGGAUUGGGACAAGCUUACAUAUCAAGUUAUUCCAACUGAUUACAUGUAUAUAAUGAAAUCCAAUGAAGACGGGAUCUUUUCGAACGGAUGUCUCGUACCUUUUGGAACCAUUCAGCUCGAACCACACUCUUCGGUAUUAAAUUACGGACAGGGAUUAUUUGAGGGCAUGAAGGCAUACAGAAGACCAGAUGGUGGGGUGCAGAUAUUCCGACCCGAAGAAAACGCCAUGCGCGCGCAGAUGGGAGCUGAUAGGCUGCUAAUGGCGGCACCUUCUGUUGAACAGUACACUGAUGCUGUCAAACAAGUUGUCCGCGCAAAUAAACGCUGGGUUCCUCCUUUUGGAAAAGGAGCACUGUACAUUAGGCCUUUAUUAUUUGGAAGUGGAUCUGUUAUGGGUAUUUCACCUGCACCACAGUGCACCUUCCUAAUAUACACUAAUCCAAUUUGCAACGUUUACAAGGGACGAACUACACCCAUGGACUUGUUGAUUGAAGAAAAACUCCCUCGCGCAUAUCCCGGUGGGACUGGAGGAGUGAAAAAUAUAGGCAAUUAUUCAUCUGUUUUCCAUGUGAUGAAAGAAGCAAAAGCCAAAGGAUUUACCGAUGUCCUCUUCCUAGAUGCGGUGGAACAUAAAUAUGUGGAGGAGGUGACUUCGUGCAAUGCUUUCAUUGUCAAGGGUAAUUUGAUUUCAACUUCACCAUUAAUCGGAACUAUUCUUCCUGGAAUCACAAGAAAAAGUAUCAUUAAACUUGCUCGUGAUUUGGGCUACAAGGCCGAGGAACGCAAAAUUUCGGUUGAUGAAUUACUUGAAGCUGAUGAGGUUUUCUGUACUGGAACUGCUGUUGGGAUCUCUGAGGUUCGAAGUGUAACCUACCAGAAUAAAAGGGUUGAGUUCAAAACAGGAGCAGACACCGUCACCCAAAGGUUGUAUGAUAUGAUAACAGGAAUCCAAACAGGCCUUUUGGAGGAUAAGAAUGAAUGGGUGGUGAAGAUUGACUGAAGGGUCGGUCCAACAAUGGGGAAGGUCUAAAAUAAAAAUUUUAAAAAAAAUUAUAUUAAAAAUAAAAAAUAAAAAAUAAAAAUAAAAAGUUACAUAUUAGGUCUUUUUAUUAAUAGGAAAUAAUUUUUAGUCGUGAAUUUAAAUUUUGAAUUUUAACAAUCUUAUCCUGGACCGACCCUACUAAACUAUUACUAAUUUUAUACAUGUAACAUAUCAGUUUUCCUUUA
This is a messenger RNA of Cajanus cajan (pigeon pea), 1326 nucleotides long. RefSeq names its product branched-chain amino acid aminotransferase 1, mitochondrial. Gene Ontology annotation, biological process: branched-chain amino acid metabolic process. The record is from RefSeq and is a predicted model, not a curated record. Lineage: Eukaryota; Viridiplantae; Streptophyta; Magnoliopsida; Fabales; Fabaceae. Gene Ontology annotation, molecular function: branched-chain-amino-acid:2-oxoglutarate transaminase activity.